Molecule: messenger RNA, 5481 nt
Organism: Meriones unguiculatus (Mongolian gerbil)
Lineage: Eukaryota; Metazoa; Chordata; Mammalia; Rodentia; Muridae
Gene: Ano6
Product: anoctamin 6
Exons: 21
Coding region: 151-2949 (932 amino acids)
Biological process (GO): calcium activated phosphatidylserine scrambling; calcium activated phosphatidylcholine scrambling; chloride transmembrane transport
Cellular component (GO): plasma membrane
Molecular function (GO): protein dimerization activity; chloride channel activity
Source: RefSeq, a predicted model, not a curated record
CAUGCUCAGUCGCUGGCUGAGCGGCUGGUGGAGCAGAGCGCGGGCGGAGCGCAGACCGGUCUGCGCCGAGAGGGCUGAGCGGAGCUUGCAGCCCCAACCGAGCGGAGCCGAGAGCAGCCGAGAGGAGCCGAGCGUCGGUCUUGGGGAGACAUGCAGAUGAUGACUAGGAACGUCCUGCUCAACAUGGAGCUGCAGGAGGACGACGAUGAGGAUGGAGACAUCGGUGAUGUUCCUGACUCCAGGAGGCCUUUUCUGGCUCCUCAUACUCUUCUACCAUCCGGUCUGGUGCUGGAAAACUUUGACCAGACAAUUGUCUGUCCCACCUUUGGCUCACUGGAGAACCAGCAGGAUUUCCGAACUCCAGAGUUUGAAGAAUUUAAUGAAAAGCCCGACUCCCUCUUUUUUACUGACGGCCAGAGACGAAUUGACUUCGUUCUUGUGUAUGAAGAUGAAACUAAAAAGGAGAACAAUAAAAAGGGCACAAAUGAAAAACAGAAGAGGAAAAGACAAGCGUAUGAGUCUAACCUCAUCUGCCACGGCCUGCAGCUGGAGGCAACACGCUCAGUCUCCGAUGACAAGCUUGUGUUCGUGAAGGUGCACGCGCCCUGGGAAGUGCUGUGCACUUAUGCUGAGAUCAUGCACAUCAAACUCCCCCUAAAGCCGAAUGACCUGAAACUGCGCUCGGCCUUUGGCACCCUCAACUGGUUCACCAAGGUCCUCCGCGUGAACGAGAGUGUCAUCAAGCCGGAGCAGGAGUUCUUCACAGCGCCAUUCGAGAAGAGCCGCAUGAAUGAUUUUUAUAUCCUGGACAGGGACUCCUUCUUCAACCCCGCCACCAGAAGCCGCAUUGUCUAUUUCAUCCUCUCUCGGGUCAAAUACCAAGUGAUGAACAACGUUACCAAGUUUGGGAUUAACAGACUGGUCAGUUCCGGAAUCUACAAGGCAGCGUUCCCUCUGCACGAUUGCAAAUUCAACUAUGAGUCGGAGGACCCCAGCUGUCCUAGCGAGCGUUACCUUCUGUACAGGGAAUGGGCUCAUCCUCGGAGCAUAUACAAGAAGCAGCCCUUGGAUCUUAUCAGGAAGUAUUAUGGAGAGAAGAUUGGAAUCUACUUUGCUUGGCUGGGCUAUUACACGCAGAUGCUCCUGCUAGCGGCUGUGGUGGGCGUGGCCUGCUUCCUCUAUGGCUAUCUCAAUCAAGAUAACUGCACUUGGAGCAAAGAGGUCUGUGAUCCUGAUAUCGGCGGCCAGAUCCUGAUGUGUCCCCAGUGCGACAGGCUGUGUCCUUUCUGGAGGCUGAAUAUCACCUGUGAAUCUUCUAAGAAAUUGUGCAUCUUUGACAGUUUUGGGACCCUGAUCUUUGCAGUAUUUAUGGGAGUGUGGGUCACAUUAUUUCUGGAGUUCUGGAAGCGGCGCCAGGCAGAGCUCGAGUACGAAUGGGACACUGUUGAGCUACAGCAGGAGGAACAGCCCCGGCCGGAGUACGAAGCCCAGUGCAAUCACGUGGUAAUCAACGAGAUCACUCAGGAGGAGGAGCGAAUCCCGUUCACUACCUGUGGGAAGUGCAUCCGGAUCACCCUGUGUGCCAGUGCCGUCUUCUUCUGGAUCCUGCUCAUCAUCGCGUCUGUGAUCGGCAUCAUCGUCUACAGGCUCUCGGUGUUCAUCGUGUUUUCCGCCACCCUCCCCAAGAACCCCAACGGCACAGACCCGAUCCAGAAGUACCUAACCCCGCAGAUGGCCACCUCCAUCACGGCCUCCAUCAUCAGCUUCAUCAUCAUCAUGAUCCUGAACACCAUCUAUGAGAAGGUGGCCAUCAUGAUCACCAACUUCGAACUCCCGAGGACGCAGACCGAUUAUGAGAACAGCCUCACCAUGAAGAUGUUCUUGUUUCAGUUCGUCAACUACUACUCAUCCUGCUUCUACAUCGCGUUCUUUAAGGGCAAAUUUGUGGGCUAUCCGGGGGACCCGGUGUAUUGGCUGGGGAAGUACAGAAAUGAAGAGUGUGACCCAGGAGGCUGUCUCCUCGAACUGACGACACAGUUGAUAAUCAUCAUGGGAGGAAAGGCCAUCUGGAAUAACAUACAAGAAGUUUUGCUCCCAUGGGUCAUGAAUCUAAUCGGACGAUAUAAAAGAGUUUCGGGAUCAGAAAAGAUAACCCCGCGAUGGGAACAGGAUUACCAUCUGCAGCCCAUGGGCAAGCUGGGAUUGUUCUAUGAGUAUCUUGAAAUGAUUAUUCAGUUUGGGUUCGUCACCUUAUUUGUGGCCUCUUUCCCACUGGCUCCCCUGCUGGCUCUGGUGAAUAAUAUACUGGAAAUAAGAGUGGACGCCUGGAAGCUGACAACUCAGUUCAGACGCAUGGUACCAGAAAAAGCCAAGGAUAUCGGCGCGUGGCAGCCCAUCAUGCAAGGAAUAGCCAUCCUGGCUGUGGUGACCAACGCCAUGAUCAUUGCUUUCACAUCGGACAUGAUUCCCCGCCUGGUGUACUACUGGUCCUUCUCCGUCCCUCCCUACGGGGAACACACACACUACACCAUGAAUGGCUACAUCAACAACACUCUCUCCGUCUUCAACAUCACCGACUUCAAAAACACAGACAAAGAAAACCCAUACAUUGGGCUUGGUAACUAUACCUUGUGCAGGUACCGGGACUUCCGAAACCCACCUGGGCACCCACAGGAGUACAAACACAACAUCUACUACUGGCAUGUGAUUGCUGCCAAGCUGGCCUUUAUCAUCGUCAUGGAGCACGUCAUCUACUCUGUGAAGUUUUUCAUUUCGUACGCCAUUCCAGAUGUGUCAAAGGUCACGAAGAGCAAGAUCAAGAGGGAGAAAUACCUCACGCAGAAGCUCCUUCACGAGAGUCACCUCAAGGACCUGACCAGAAACAUGGGGCUCAUCGCCGAGAGGGUGGGAGAGGUGGUUGACAACAACGUGCGUCCAAAACUGGAAUGACCGGGAGCUUUGUGUCCCGAGAAGCACUUUAGAAGCAGCUGGCCGGCAGGCGUGCCGUGGCCGCUACCCAGGAUGCUCACAUGCAGGCGAUCAGAGUCUACACCAGGCCUAUUUCCACGUGGAUCAUUCUUACAGUUCCCGCCAGCAGUGCAGGAGCUGGGAACUGGAGACUUGAUCAAGAAGGCAUAAAACUACCUACCUGGACAACCUGAAUCUGUUCCUUUUUUUUUUUUUUUUUGGUCUCAAGCUCAGUGCUCCUUUCCUGUGCUUGAUUUUGUAUUUUGCCAAAUCUAUCCAAGAUGUAUUUCGUCCUGAUGGACGGUACCAUGGCCGAAGACCUGGCAUACCUCAGCCUUAAUUGUUUUUGUGUUAUCAACAAUAGCGAGCUCGGAGUUGAGUUUGGAUGCUGUGUCAGGGUCCAGGUAGAAUCAAGAGUUCACAGUAUUUCAGUGUCUUACCGUACCGCUAAGGAAGGCUUCGCUGCGUGAGAAACAGCUUCUUCCUCAUUUUAGCCUGUAUUUCUGCCUCCGAGAAAUACCCGUCUUAGAUUGGCAUGAAGAUGGAGGAUAUUGAAUGAAGCCUGUCCCUUGUCACUCCUCAGUGACUCCUGCCUUCGAGAAGCACUCCCAGCAUGCUCUGGGCCUGAUCAGUGUGGACUACAGAUCUAAAGGGAGUAGGAUGAGAAAGUAGGACAGUUAAUUUACCUCUUCUUGACAUGUAAGUUUCUUGGGAAGAUGAUAAUCAAAUGAUCAUAACUGCAUUGUUAUCAACAUGAUGGGCUGGGAAAGUUAAGCUCAUCGACUGUGGGAAUACUGACUUCACAGAUACAGAAGGAAGGCACUACCAAUCACCAAGCGCCUUCUGCUUGCCUCUGCAAAAGCUGGCGGCCUGAUGACACUGGGCGUGAUCAGACCAAGAGCCAGCAACCUAAUCACUAGCCAUGUCCUAUGAUCCUGUGUGGCCAGUGUCACUCACUGGGAAUCCUACUGACUUUUCUGCUUGCCACUGUGACCGGCUCCCUUGCCCUCUCCCUUGUCUUCCUAGGCCUGUUCACAACUGUGCCAGAGACAUCCCACCUGGAUUGCUGCCCUUUGAGGAAGGAGAGCCUGGAUUUAAUUUGAGCCCCAGCCUCCUCUCAGGCCGUCAGGCGGCUGAGGGAAGAGCUGGUCUUUCUGCUGGUGGCUUGCCGCUAAGUCCCAGCUCCCUGGUGCCUUGCCCUCCCCGCUGCUCAGCUGAGCAGUGUCUCUGCAAGCCUAUCCGUGCUCAGCUUUUCCUCCAGCACAUCUGGAGGAGACAUGGCUAUCCCUCACGUCCUUGGCUGAUAACGGCGGCACUGGAUGAAGGCAGGACCUGCCUCGCACCAUUUGGGAUGGGCCUCUGCUGACAGGGGUGGUGUGAAAUGCCUGGAGCCAAGGAAGGCGAAUGGUUUUAGAGGCCUCCUCCUGAAGGCUGAGCUUUAACUACAGGGUGCAGUUUUAAAUGCCUGCCAGGAAUGGUUCUGGGUGUUUUAAGUAGCCCUGAGGGUCAGCGGAAACAUUCCCACCUCCCUUGUACGGGGAGUCUGGGACCUGCCAUACAGUGUCUACCUGUGCAGUGAUAGAAAUGACUACCCUCCCACUGAGGGAUGUUCUUAAUCCACAGCUAAACCCAGGUGCCACUCCCUGCCCCAACCCUGACUGCCCUGGCAUUCCUCACUCCCUGUGUUACCUCUUUUUCAGAGCCUGCACUUUUUUUUCUGAGGACAGGAAAGCACUCACACUUCACAUCAUGGAAAAGGAAAUCCUCCUCGCAUAUCUCUUCCCUCCUUUCUUGGUAUACACAAAGAGAACUUCGGAUGAAAAGAGUAUUUAUUCAUCUGUAUCCCCCAGCCAGGGACAGUAUAGAAAGUGCCACUGGAUAGGAAAAAACAAACAAACCUGCUUCUCUGGUGGGAUCUAAAGAGUCCCCUGGCAUCGGUGCCAUUCCUGUGAGGCCUGUGCCAAGUUGCUGAUGGAGAGAAACAGGGUAUUCCUGCAGUGAGGUUCCCGAGUCCCAGGAAAACCAAGAGCAUGACAGUGGCCAGUGAGGGAUGGACCCAGCCCUCCCCCUGUCCAGCAUGAACCACUAGAGUUUAAUCCUUUUGUAAAUGCCUUGGAUUUUAAUGGACUAAAGCAGUAGACCCAAUCAAUACUCAGGGGAUUUUACUUUAAAUGUUCCUCGGAUGUUUUCGGUAUUCCAUUAGACACAGAAGGGCCAGAGUUUGUCUUGAAACUAAACGAGGCCACCCGGUAAUGAGUGUGUCAAGUUUUCCCCUUUGCGGUGCACACGGGUCCUGGGUUUCAUAGGACAGCGGCAGAAUGUGGUAUGCCGUUAAUACACUUCUUGUGAGUUCCUUGCGUUCCUAUAGUGUGUGAAGAGAUGAAGCCGUAAACAGCUUAGUUAAGGAGGGACUGAGAUUUGUCGGUGUAAUGUUUGUAACUGAUGUUUGUUAAUUUCUAUGCAUUUUAAUAUUUUUUAAUUAUGAGCAUUUUAAUAAAUUCAGUUUUACAAACA